GCCUCGCCCAGCCCCUGCGUGAGCUUUGCUGGGACACGCGCCUUGUGCCAGCGAGGAGAAAAGAGCCCGGGGAAGCGGUCAGCGCUGCGCCGCGGGCACGGCAGCACCUCCACCCCCUGCCCGCCGCGGCGGAGCUCCUCAGGCUGCGUCACCUCCAGCAAACGGCUGCUCUGCACAGAGGCCCCGUCUAAUGGGUCUGGGCGCAGAGGGGGGGCUCUGCCUGCGCGCGUCGCCGAGGCCUCCAUUAGCGGGGCCCCUCCACCACCGCUCGGGAUGUGGUCUGCUGGGGUCAGGGCUAAUGGACGUGACGCGGAGGAAAAGGUGCCCGAGACGUGAACUUCUGUGCAGCCAACUGUCUUGGUGCAAGCUCGCGGUUUGCACGUCUUGGCCGUCGCCUUCGCCCUGGAGGUGUCGGUGGGGAAGACCAACACUGUGAUGGCUCUGAAUAACUCCAAUGUCCUGCUGCCCUGCAUCUUCACCACCUGCAUCGGCUUUCAGGACCUGGUCUUCACAUGGUAUUUCAACAUGACAGAGCUGAUUUACCACGGCAAGAUAAAGAGCAAAGCCUCGGAGCCCAUCCUCGUGGAACGCAACCCGCGGGUUGAGUUCGUCGGCUCGACGACCGGGAAGGACAACAACAUCUCCAUCGUCCUGAAGAACGUGGAGUUCAGCGAUGCUGGCAGGUACACCUGCCACGUCAAGAACCCCAAGGAGAAGAAGGCGCAGCACAACGCCACCAUCAUCCUCACGGUGGUCCAGAAGAUGGUGGAGGCAGACAACACUGUGACGCUCAUCAUCGUGGGCAUCGUGGGGGGGCUCAUCGGCCUCCUCAUCCUCUUCAUGCUCGUCAAGAGGGUUGUCCUGUUCAUCAUCAAGAAGACCCAGGAUGGGAAGUGA
Athene cunicularia (burrowing owl) is the source of this 897-nucleotide messenger RNA. Its product is annotated as sodium channel subunit beta-4-like. Gene Ontology annotation, biological process: regulation of sodium ion transmembrane transporter activity; regulation of ventricular cardiac muscle cell membrane repolarization; cardiac muscle cell action potential involved in contraction. Bases 436 to 897 code for a protein of 153 amino acids. The record is from RefSeq and is a predicted model, not a curated record. NCBI's taxonomy places the organism in Eukaryota, Metazoa, Chordata, Aves, Strigiformes, Strigidae. Gene Ontology annotation, molecular function: transmembrane transporter binding; sodium channel regulator activity. The transcript is spliced from 4 exons. Gene Ontology annotation, cellular component: membrane; voltage-gated sodium channel complex.